UAAAUAUCAUUGAUAAAUCCUGUAAUGUUAGGAUAAAAUUCUCUAAAAGAUAAAUCUUUUUAUUUUACAUUUUUAAUCUUAUAUUAUCAUAAUGUCAAAAAGUCUUAGGAAAGCUGGUGGAUUAGUUAUCUAUAGGAAGGUUUUCAAUGAAAUUCAAUACUUACUAUUACAGGCAUCUUAUGAAAAUCACCAUUGGACUCCUCCUAAGGGUCAUUUAGAAGAAAAUGAGUCUGAUAUGGAUGCUGCAGUACGUGAAACUGAAGAAGAAGCUGGUUUAAAGUUACAAGAUUUGUGUGUUGAUCAUCACUUUAAGAAAACAUUAAAAUAUGAACCGGCAAACAAAAAUUUUAUCAAGCAAGUUGUUUACUUUUUAGCAUAUUUGACUAAUCCAGAAACUCCUGUAAAAUUAUCUAAUGAACAUCAAAGUUAUAAAUGGUUAUCUCUUCAAAACGCAAAAGAACACGCUCAGUAUCCUGAAAUGCAAGAAUUACUUGAUGAAUGUGAUAAGCAUUUGAAGUUGUAAAAUUUUUUUUAUCUCAUUGUAAUUAAAGUUUAAUUUUUUAAGUGUUUA
This is a messenger RNA of Daktulosphaira vitifoliae (grape phylloxera), 571 nucleotides long. RefSeq names its product bis(5'-nucleosyl)-tetraphosphatase [asymmetrical] (gene Apf). Gene Ontology annotation, biological process: AMP biosynthetic process; ATP biosynthetic process. Lineage: Eukaryota; Metazoa; Arthropoda; Insecta; Hemiptera; Phylloxeridae. The record is from RefSeq and is a predicted model, not a curated record. Gene Ontology annotation, molecular function: bis(5'-nucleosyl)-tetraphosphatase (asymmetrical) activity. The transcript is spliced from 3 exons. The coding region runs from base 92 to 523 and encodes 143 amino acids.